Molecule: messenger RNA, 423 nt
Organism: Fraxinus pennsylvanica
Lineage: Eukaryota; Viridiplantae; Streptophyta; Magnoliopsida; Lamiales; Oleaceae
Source: the annotation of a GenBank genome assembly
AUGCCACCACCGAGUAAUCCCUCCCGGAUAUUUUCUUUCUUCGGACUUGGCACCGGGGUGGCUGCUGAUGGAAAUGAACCUGCGCAGAUGAGGAUUCACAGGUCCCUUAGGCUUCGGACUUUUUAUGUGGAUUUGGAUGAGAACCUGGGUACCCUGGAAUCAACUCGUGCAGUUUAUGAGAGAGUACUAGAUCUAAAAAUUGCCACACCGCAAAUUAUAAUAAACUAUGCAAUGCUUUUGGAAGGAACUGCAUCAAGUUCUUCCCGUCCUGCUCUUGAAUUGCUGCAAGUAUCUCCAUCAAGGGCUGCUUCUUUACCUGCCAAUUCAUCAAUCGAGCCACCUUCACCCUCUGAUAGAUCUAACAAGGUUUGUGGACUGUGCAUUCUACCUGGAAAGUUAUGGCAUAUGUACAUAACCAGUUAA